Molecule: messenger RNA, 1760 nt
Organism: Hymenoscyphus albidus
Lineage: Eukaryota; Fungi; Ascomycota; Leotiomycetes; Helotiales; Helotiaceae
Source: the annotation of a GenBank genome assembly
AUGGCGCCUCCCAGGAUUCUGGAAGGAGAAAGUCCUGAGCUGUUUAAGCGUUCCGCUAAACGAGAGUAUCCAGAUGUAGAUGAGGCUACAGCUGAGAGCAGAUACCUCAGAAAGACCCGUACGGAGGGAGUCUUCUUCACUGAUGAAUUCGGGAAAAGAUGUAUUUGGGGCCCAGGUAAGUUUUGUCAAGUAUUCAUUCUUAGCUUUGCUUAGUCCUCAUGAAUACAGAUGUCCAUAACCCUCGUCACCUAUACUGUGGUGAGCCUCAACCAGCGGCGUACAAGUACAACAAGUUUGCGACAACUGUAAUGUUGAAUCGUAUCGCUCACAUAUGCUACAAACCAGUUCCCCUGAGUUACAUUGAUAGACCGGCACCCAAAGGCUUUCGAUUCUUGACGGGACAUCGAAGCGAGCGUGGAUGGACAUUGCCUCGAAGUCAUAAGAGAAACUUCUUCCAGUUUCCUCCAGGUAAGUCUUUCUACAAGCCCUUUGCAAGCCCCAAAGGCUUCUCUAUAGGGCUUACUAACUACUCUUUAGAGAUCCGAGCCCGCAUCUUCGAGUUCGUUUUGACGGCUCCAAGCAAGAAAUCCGCAAUCUGUCCACAAAUUGUCCGAGGGAGCUGGAAGGCCAAGGAAAUGGUCACCUACGAAGACACAUACAUUAUGAUCGAUAAUGGCGACCAAUAUGAACCCAGCCCAGAUUACGCCCACGUCAACAGACGAGAUAAAGACGGCCCAUUUAUUGAAAAGCGCUUGAUCACUCGUCCUCUCAUCGACGCCACCUGCCUUCGAACAUGCAAAAGAUUCUAUCAAGAGGGAUGUCCAAUCCUCUAUGGUAAGAACACAUUCGGUUUUGGAAUGGCCAGCAGCCACAGCUGGGAAGCUACCCCACAGAUUCUGCCGGGUGGCAAUAGGCUUCAUCAUCCUAAUCCGCAUAAGCCAGGACCUGAAGAAUGGCACGCUGAGAUCAAGGAGGCGAUCGUCCAAGUAGAGCAGAGACGUCCUGUGUUUAUGCUCUCAGGCUGGGUAUACUACGAUCCUUUCAUCAGAUUUCUCCACAAGAUUGGACCUCGCAACGCGCCAUCACUUCGGCACCUCCGCUUCAAUGGGACUAUAAAGAUUCAUACCUGUAAAUACCCUUGGGCCACCGACGAAGUACAUCUGGAUUGCCGCCACGACUUAUACCGCAGCAUGCGACUUUACACGUACUUCAUCAAUAAGUUCUGUCCUUCCGUGGAUGUAUUGAGCAUUGUCUUAAGACCUGAUGAGUUCGUCAAGGACGGUUUCAUUGUUAGCGAGGACCCGAAUAACCCAAAUCUUCAGAAUCCAAAUAACCUUCCUGUUAUACCACCUUGGCGAGUUACCUCAAUGCAAGAUGAGAUGACGAAGCUCCUAGAGAAAUCACUUUGGCAUAUCAACAGCCUUCGAAAGAUCGAGGUGCUGCAAUGGGAGUGGAAUAUCGGUGAUAGGGAAUGGGAUAUCGUUCCGCUUCGCUUUGAUGAGCCGGUCGUGGAGCAAACUCUAGAGAAGGUUAAGAAGCGCCGCGAGGAACAGCUCGAGCGGAAGAUCCAGCUUCGGACAAAGAUCAAUACCAAGAGUAAGAAGGUUCAGUGCGGGUUUUGUGGAGAAGACAAUCAUGUUUGGGGUGAUUGCUUCAAUCUUUGUGCUCUUUGUGGCGAGUAUGGACAUUUUAGAGAUACUUGCACAAAUUGGUCUAAAAUACGAUCCCAAUGGGCUCAGAAUUCACGAUCAAGUAAUUGA